AUGGAAGACCAAAUUGCGGCUGAAGUUGAACGAAGACUAAAACAAAUGGUUCUCGAGAAGAAAACUGUAGCACAGGUUCAACCAGCUCAGCCGAUUCAAGCGGUAAAUUGUGAGAUAUGUGGAGGACCUCAUUUUGCCAUGCAUUGUGUGGCAACAGCUCAACAGGUGGAGGAAAUCAAUUUUUUGAAGCAGAACAAUCCCUACUCCAACACUUACAAUCCAGGAUGGAAAAAUCAUCCGAAUUUCUCCUGGAAAGAUCGACAAGGGAAUGUUCCUAAACAAGGAGCUGUGCCAUACCAAAGUCUACCACCGCAACAACCAUAUCAGCAACCGCAACAACAAUUUCAGCAACAGGGACCCAGAAAAGCAGACUGGGAGAUCGCCAUUGAAAAGAUGAUGAGUCAGAUAGCACAACAAUUCGCCAAUUCUCAACCACAAGGUGCCUUACCAAGUGCAACUGUUACAAACCCAAGGGAGCAUCAAAAUGUGAAUGUUAUCUCAACAAGAAGUCUGAGGAGAUCAAAACCAGAAGAAAAAAAUGAAACCGAGUAUGAUGAUGUCAUCGAAGUAGAUCUUGAAGUGCGUGAAAAUAAGAAAGUUCCAGAGGAGUUAGAGAUCAAUAUUCCGUUCUUUGAUGCACUCGAGAAAAUGCCAAUGUACAAGAAAUUCAUGAAGGAAGUGAUAUCUAAAAAGAAACCAACAAGGGGUGAAGGGGUAGUUAAGAAGGAGAAAUGUUGUGAAAUCUCACUAGAGAAGAGAAUACCUAUGAAACAGAAAGAUCCUGGAUCGGUUGCAAUACCGUGCACGAUAAAAAAUAGAACUUUCAAGAAGGUUCUAAUUGAUUCGGGUGCUAGUGUGAGCUUAAUGCCGUUAUCUAUCUUCAAAAAGCUCGAUAUAGAAAAGAUUGAUGUGAAUUACCGGAUGGUUGAUGGAGUGGUAGUAAAAGGAUGA
Molecule: messenger RNA, 951 nt
Organism: Vicia villosa (hairy vetch)
Lineage: Eukaryota; Viridiplantae; Streptophyta; Magnoliopsida; Fabales; Fabaceae
Exons: 4
Coding region: 1-951 (316 amino acids)
Biological process (GO): proteolysis
Molecular function (GO): aspartic-type endopeptidase activity
Source: RefSeq, a predicted model, not a curated record